AUGGACUUUGUAUACAGCAGUGGGGUGCUGGUAAUACAGCACCUCCAGAACAACUACAGGGAAUGCCACGAAUUUUUGAACUUGAUGUCUACUGUUGGAGACCCUCGAAAUAUUUUCUCCAUCUAUUUCCCCCUUUGGUUUCAUCUUAGUUACAAUGUGGGAAUCAAGAUGAUAUGGGUGGCUGUUAUCGGAGAUUGGUGCAAUCUUAUUUUGAAAUGGAUUCUGUUUGGACAGCGACCUUACUGGUGGGUGCAUGAAACUCACUUCUACCACAACAAUUCAUUCCCACAUUUGGAGCAGUUUCAUAUCACAUGUGAAACAGGGCCAGGAAAUCCAUCUGGUCAUGCCAUGGGCUCAUCGUGUGUUUGGUAUGUGAUGAUCACAUCUGCUCUGAGCUUUACCAGGCCGUCUAAAUAUUUCCAAACUUGCAGGUUUCGUCUUCUGAAGUCUUGUCUGUGGAUGAUUUUUUGGCUCAUUCAGAUAAGUGUUUGUAUCUCAAGGGUUUUUAUUGCCACUCAUUUCCCACACCAGGUUAUCUUUGGCCUGUUAGCAGGUAUGCUGGUUGCAGAAGUGUUCAAUCACAUCCCUUCGGUCUACAAUGCAAGCCUGAAAGCGUACCUCCAGACCAACAUUUUCCUUUUCUGCUUUGCUCUUGGCUUUCAUUUGCUGCUCCAAUCAAUGGACAUCAAUCUCUUGUGGUCAGUCACUAAAGCCAAGAAGUGGUGCGCUAACCCAGACUGGAUCCAUCUCGACACUUCACCUUUUGCUGGUCUGGUGAGAAACUUGGGGGCCCUGUUCGGUCUGGGCUUGGCGGUGAACUCUCAGAUGUUCAGUGAGAGCUGUAAGGGAAAGAACAGCUACAAAAUCAGAUUUAAACUUAUGUGUGUGACAGCAACUCUGACAUCUCUGCAGCUGUAUGACUUAAUUAAAUUGCCCACUCACACUGAGCUUCUGUUUUACAUUUUAUCAUUUUGUAAGAGUGCUUCAGUUCUUCUUGGGGUGGUUGCUGUUAUUCCUUACUGUGUGCAUCUGCUGAUUGGAGAUGAGGAGAGAAAGUUGUCUUAG
Molecule: messenger RNA, 1065 nt
Organism: Cheilinus undulatus (humphead wrasse)
Lineage: Eukaryota; Metazoa; Chordata; Actinopteri; Labriformes; Labridae
Product: glucose-6-phosphatase 2-like
Exons: 5
Coding region: 1-1065 (354 amino acids)
Biological process (GO): glucose 6-phosphate metabolic process; gluconeogenesis
Cellular component (GO): membrane
Molecular function (GO): glucose-6-phosphatase activity
Source: RefSeq, a predicted model, not a curated record